GAGUCUUAACCUAACGUACGGCAUGGAAUGUAAUAAGGAAGAAGCUAGAAGAGCGAUUGAGAUGGCUGAGAGGAAACUUUCAGAGAGUGACUACGAUGGGGCGAAGAAGUUCAUUAACAAGGCUCAUAAUUUGUAUCCAAACCUUGAUGGUUUGAAGCAAGGGUUGAUGAUGGUCGAUGUUUAUAUCUCUGCAUCAAACAGAGGAGAAGAAGAAGAAGCUGAUUGGUAUGGAAUUCUCGGUGUAGAUCCUUCAGCUGAUGAUGAAGCAGUGAAGAAACAGUACAAGAAGUUAGCACUUUUGCUUCACCCGGACAAGAACAAGCUUAAUGGUGCGGAAGGCGCCUUUAAGCUGGUUACUGAAAAGUUCAUUAACAAGGCUCAUAAUUUGUAUCCAAACCUUGAUGGUUUGAAGCAAGGGUUGAUGAUGGUCGAUGUUUAUAUCUCUGCAUCAAACAGAGGAGAAGAAGAAGAAGCUGAUUGGUAUGGAAUUCUCGGUGUAGAUCCUUCAGCUGAUGAUGAAGCAGUGAAGAAACAGUACAAGAAGUUAGCACUUUUGCUUCACCCGGACAAGAACAAGCUUAAUGGUGCGGAAGGCGCCUUUAAGCUGGUUACUGAAGCUUGGUGUAUGUUAUCUGAUAAGGUUACGAAAACUUCUUAUGAUCAAAGGAGGAAGUUUAAAGAAGCAAAGACCGAGAUGCAGAAACAACCAUACCCACAUCAGCCGGCUUCUAGUGGGAUGCAAAAACCACCAAACCCAUGUGAGCCUGCUUCAUAUAAUGGCAAUCACAAUGCUUGAGACAGAGAUGC
Messenger RNA from Camelina sativa (false flax), 807 nucleotides. NCBI's taxonomy places the organism in Eukaryota, Viridiplantae, Streptophyta, Magnoliopsida, Brassicales, Brassicaceae. The record is from RefSeq and is a predicted model, not a curated record.